Messenger RNA from Prinia subflava (tawny-flanked prinia), 2209 nucleotides. RefSeq names its product beta-1,3-galactosyltransferase 6 (gene B3GALT6). The transcript has a single exon. The record is from RefSeq and is a predicted model, not a curated record. The coding region runs from base 647 to 1663 and encodes 338 amino acids. Gene Ontology annotation, molecular function: UDP-galactosyltransferase activity. NCBI's taxonomy places the organism in Eukaryota, Metazoa, Chordata, Aves, Passeriformes, Cisticolidae. Gene Ontology annotation, cellular component: Golgi membrane. Gene Ontology annotation, biological process: glycosaminoglycan biosynthetic process.
GUUUUCCUCGCGUUCCCGUCGUUAUCCCGGUUGUUAAUGCGAGGAUCCAUUUCUGCUUCCUGGAUGUGUGCGUGUAGCUGUUUUCAUUGAAUCAUGGAAUGGUUUGGGUUGGAAGGGAUUUUAAGCAGUAUCUAAUGCCAAGCCGUGGCACGGACAGAGAAGCUGGGGCUGCCCUAUUCCUGGCAGUGUCCAAGGUCGGGUUGGACACUGAGGCUUGGAACAAGCUGGGAUAGUGGAAAGUGUCCCUGCCCAUGGCCGGGGUUUGGCACAGGAUGGGCUUUGAGGUCCACCCCAACCUUUUCCCAUUCCGUAAAUUCAUGAGCAAACCACGGCCCAGCGCCCAAACCCGAUAUGGCUCCUCCUCGGCCUCACCUGCCCUACUCCAAGGUGGCGGCCGCCGCGUCGGGCGCUGCGUGCUCCGCCUCUCCUCCCGCCCCUUCCCCCGGUGCGGGAACCGCGGCAGGAGCCGGCACGGAGCCGCCGUUUCCCCGAGGAGAAGGCGAAAAGCGCGGGAGAGCCAUGACCGCACCGCAGCGCGGCAGCGACGCGCGGUAAGCGCUCCCGCAGGAAUCUUGUCUCCUCCCGGCUGCCGUAGCGCCCUUCCCGCCUAAACGCGGCGGGCGCGGCCGUGAGGGGCCCCGCGGCCAUGAAGGCGCUGCGGCGGCUGAGCCGGCACCGCACCGCGCUGGGGCUGGGCGGGCUCUGUCUCUGCGCCGCCGUCCUGCUCUACCUCGCCAAGUGCACCUCCGAGGGGCUGCGCCCGCUGCCCGCGCCCCCCGCGCUCCCGCACAGCCAGCCCGGCCGGGGAGCCCGCGCCGCGCCGCCGCCCGCCCCUGAGGGCAGCGCCUUGGUGGCCGUGGUGGUGAUGAGCGGCCCCAAGUACAGCGAGCGGCGCAGCAUCAUCCGCAGCACCUGGAUGGCGGCGGCCAGGCAGGCUCCUCACGGCCACGUCUGGAGCCGCUUCGUGGUGGGCACGGCGGGGCUGAGCGCCGAGGAGCUGCGGAGCCUGGAGCUGGAGCACAGCCGCCACCGCGACCUGCUGCUGCUGCCCGAGCUGCGCGACUCGUACGAGAACCUCACGGCCAAGGUGCUGGCCACCUACGUGUGGCUGGACGCGCACCUGGACUUCCAGUUCGCCCUCAAGGCCGACGAUGACACCUUCGUGCGCUUGGACGUGCUGGUGGAGGAGCUGAGGGCCAAGGAGCCGCGGCGCCUCUACUGGGGCUUCUUCUCGGGCCGCGGGCGGGUGAAGGCGGGCGGCAAGUGGAAGGAGAGCGCCUGGCUGCUGUGCGAUUAUUACCUGCCCUACGCGCUGGGCGGCGGAUACGUGAUCUCCGCCGACCUGGUGCGCUACCUGCGCCUCAGCAGGGACUACCUGAACCUGUGGCAGAGCGAGGACGUGUCCCUGGGGGUCUGGCUGGCGCCCAUCGAUGUGAAGAGAGUGCACGACCCGCGCUUCGACACCGAGUACAAAUCGCGAGGCUGCAGCAACAAGUAUAUCGUGACUCACAAGCAGAGCAUCGAGGACAUGCUGGAGAAGCACCAGACGCUGGCCAAGGAGGGGAGGCUGUGCAAGGAGGAGGUGAAACUCAGGCUUUCCUACAUGUACGACUGGGGAGUGCCUCCCUCGCAGUGCUGCCAGAGGAAGGAUGGCAUCCCCUGAAAGCUCGGGGUGAUGGGCUCUGCUUGCUGUUACACGGGGAGAAUCCCAUUAACCAGGGGUUAAUUAAUCUUCAAAAGAUUUUGCACGACUCAUUAUUCUGUCACCCUCUCCCCGGGACACGCUGCUGAUGAGGCGUGCUUAAAAAAAACAAAUAAAACAGGUGACAGAAAGCACAGAAAAAGGUCCAAUGCCAGGAUUGAAGGCAAAUAAAAGAUGGCAAAACACAGAGAGCAGAAAAAAAUCAGCGGGGAGAGACCAGAAUGAAAAGCUUGAAGGGAUUCUGAGGUUUCUUUGUAAAGGUCACGCUGAGUUUUGGUGCUGAUCAGACUGAAAGGAGGCUGCUGUUGAUUCCCUGGCGAGGAAAUGCCAGCUUGGCACAGAGGGAAGAGCCCAGGCUGGGCACGGAUCACUCCCCAGGGAGCAGCUCCGUGCCAGGGGCAGGAAAAGGGCUCAGCCUUCCUGGGAUCCCUGCAGGGAGAGGCACAGGACACGAUGAUUCAAUCUGACAUUUAUCUCUUUAAAAAGAUUAAAUUUGUCUUAAUUGAU